Messenger RNA from Colletotrichum phormii, 1128 nucleotides. RefSeq lists its product as uncharacterized. The coding region runs from base 333 to 1091 and encodes 252 amino acids. NCBI's taxonomy places the organism in Eukaryota, Fungi, Ascomycota, Sordariomycetes, Glomerellales, Glomerellaceae. The record is from RefSeq and is a predicted model, not a curated record. The transcript has a single exon.
UGCCCAGUCCCAAUGCGUUCGUCGCCACUACGACGCCCUCGGCCCCGUUGCUUCGACGCCACGCCUCGAGCCGAGCCGCCUUGCCCUCUGUCGAGUCGACGUCGCUGAAGAACGUGGCGCACCCCAGCACUGAUCCUAAACGCUCUACCCGCUCGAUUGACGUGGCGUAUACCACCGCCUUGCCUCGCCCGCCGCUGGCCAGAAGCUCACGUACCCACUGGACUGCUACCCGGCAUACCUCGGCCUCAACCGUGUCAAGUGUCUUGAGCGCCGCGUCAUCUUCGUCUUGUUCUGCGCCACCGUCGUCCUCGUCACUGAUCCUGUCGCUUGCUAUGACGACGGAAUAUCCUAUGUUCUUGCGCGUCGUCGCUGUUCGGAACAUGCUGACACGACUUGCCUCUAGUCGCAUCGCGUGGAAGAAUGCUGCUUCGUCCCUUGGCGCGAGCGUCGCCGUUAAGCAUAUCGUUUGUACACCGAACUCGCGAAUCGCCUCCCCGAGCUCGCUGAGCCGUGGCCGGAAGCUCCGUGAACCCUCUAGUACGACAUGGCACUCGUCUAUAACGACGCGGUCUAGCGCCUGCCUCCCUUCUAGCCGUGCGAUGAAGUCUCUGAACCCCUUUGUAACGGCUGACUCGACCGUGACGAAGAUGAUGGACGCCGCCUGGUUGUUCUUCCGGCUCUGCCACACGUGCGAUGUGAUCCCCGCCUUGACGCAUCGCCUGUGCAGAUCCGUCCGCAGCGCUACCAGCGGCGUCACAACCACCGUCACCCCGUCCGGCGAGCAGAACGCCGGCAACAUGAACGAGACGCUCUUGCCGCCGCCCGUCCCCAUCACCUGCACGAUCGGCGUAUACCCGCUAGCGAUGGCGAGCACCGCUUCUCUCUGGUUUCCGCGGAACCCCGCCGAGUCGUCCCCCGUCAUCUGCCGUAGCUGGCCCUCCAAGUCUAUCCUCCUUAGCUUCUCGAACCGUCGGAGCCUCGCCUCGAGCCGUGGCCCUUCGUACGCCUCCGUCUUUUUCCUCUUAUAUCCCGCGGAGUCCCAUUUCGACUCCGAAUCCUCGGCGCCGAACCCUAGAAACCUGUGCCACUGACGGCUAACUCUGCGGAACUGUUAUUGCCUCGCCGCGA